Lobosporangium transversale is the source of this 2215-nucleotide messenger RNA. RefSeq lists its product as hypothetical. The coding region runs from base 164 to 2215 and encodes 683 amino acids. The record is from RefSeq and is a predicted model, not a curated record. Gene Ontology annotation, molecular function: arginine-tRNA ligase activity; ATP binding. Gene Ontology annotation, cellular component: cytoplasm; mitochondrion. NCBI's taxonomy places the organism in Eukaryota, Fungi, Mortierellomycota, Mortierellomycetes, Mortierellales, Mortierellaceae. The transcript has 4 exons. Gene Ontology annotation, biological process: mitochondrial translation; arginyl-tRNA aminoacylation.
CAGUUGGUUCGUGACAAGCUUGAGUGUAGAUGAUAAGAUGAUAACCAUUGUAGGUUGUCACGUGAAUGAUUGGUCCCUGGUAACUUGUUUAUUUACCCUUGGAAGAAUAUGACGGAAAAAAGAAAAAAAAACCUCAUUUCAACAUUGAGGGGUAGUUCUACUCAUGGCAUCGACGCGGUUCAAGAAUGUGAUUGCAGCCCAAUUGGCUGAACUCACAGGAGGAGACGCUUCAGUCAUUGUUCGCGCGAUCGGCCGACCCAAAGUCAAGGGUCAUGGAACUUUUACCGUCUCUUUACCUCGACUCUUCCCUACUCAAAAAAAUGUUUCGGAAAACAAGUCUCCGGCGGGAUUAUUGUUACCAGAAACUCUAGGAGGGGACAAGGGCCUCAAGAGAAAAACAAAAAAGGGGGAAAUAAAUGAUUCAAUUGCUCAAGAUGUCAGAAAAGAGUUUUUAGCAAGGAUACCCCAUGAGUUUGACACAAGCGGUCCUAUUCGGUCAAUUACACCAGUUGGUCAGUUUCUUAAUUUCAGUGUGGAUGAGCGUCAGUAUACACGCGAGACUAUUCUGGAGGUCGUGAAAGCCGAGGAAACAAAACAACAAACGCUCUCAUCAUCAAAGGCUGGAUCGACAACACAUUGGACUCGACAACAGAUCGCUAGUCUUGGAUAUGGAUUAGAUCCAAGCCUUGGACAAGGUCAAAUCGUGGCUAUGGACUAUAGUUCACCCAAUAUUGCAAAACCAUUUCAUGGAGGACAUUUACGUGGAACGAUUCUCGGCAAUUUUGUCACACGAUUGUUACGAGGAUUUGGAUAUCAAGUAAUUGGUAUCAAUUACUUGGGCGACUGGGGAAAACAAUAUGGUCUGAUGGCAGUUGGAUUUGAUCGUUAUGGCGACAGAACUAAACUUCGUCAGGAUCCUAUAAAGCAUCUUUACGAUGUAUAUGUCAGGAUCAAUCGAGACAUCUCUGAAAAUCCGGAACUAGAUAAGCUUGCAAAUCAAUACUUCAAACAAAUGGAAGAAAACGAUCCUCAGGUUCUAUCGCUUUGGCAAGAAUUUCGUUCUCUUUCUAUCGAUUUUUAUAAGGUGAUCUAUAAGCGGCUUGGAAUUGAAUUUGAUGUCUAUUCGGGUGAAUCCGAAAGUGUCAAAUAUGUUCCCCAAGCAUUCGAGCUCUUACGUGAGAAGGGACUUUUAAGGGAAGAGAGCGAUGGUGCCUGGAUUGUUGAUCUGACAGAGUAUGACUUGGGUAUCUGUGUAUUACGUCGGGCAGAUGGGACAACGUUGUAUUUAACCAGAGAUGUGGCUGCCUGUCUUCAACGACAAGAGCUUUUCAAGUUUGACCGACAUUUGUAUAUGAUUGGAGAUGAUCAAAACUUGCAUAUGAAACGACUGUUCAAGAUCAUGGAGCUGGCCUUUGCAGAAGAGGCGGCUACUCAUUCUCAAACAUCUUCAUUACCCCAUUGGAGUCGAAACCUUCAGCAUAUCUCCUUUGGUAAGGUUCAGGGCAUGUCAACUCGGAAAGGUAAAGCCGUGUUUUUGGAGGACAUUCUUGAUACUGCUCAGAGCACUAUGUUGGAAAAGAUGAAGGAGAAUGAAACAAAAUUUGAAGCUGUCAAGGAAUUAUUCCAACGACAGCAACAGCAGCAACAACAGCAGCAACAACAACAGCAACAGCAACAGCAACAGCAACCACAAGAAUGGAGUCAACACAACGAAGAGAGUGGUGUUGAACUAGUUGCGGAUCAGUUAGGGAUUUCUGCGGUGGUGAUUCAGGAUUUCCAAGCCCGUAGUUCCAAAGGAUAUGAGUUUAGCUGGAAGCGCAUGACGGAUUCUAUCGGCAACACUGGCAUUUAUCUUCAGUAUGCUCACGCACGUCUUUGCGGGAUUGAAAGCAGAUCGGGUGCACGGUUGAAUUUUCAAGCUAAUACGGAUCUGUUGACAGAACCAGAAGCGUUUGAGUUGACAAAUGUGAUUUCCAUGUACCCGGAAGUAACCUUGCAGGUCCUUCAAACGUUUGAGCCGUCGAUGGUUGUAAAUUAUCUGUUUGAACUCUCACAUGCCAUCAGUUCCGCUAACCAAGUGUUGCAGGUGAAAUCUGUGGCAGAAUCUGGGCAACAAGAUUUGGCAGAGGCUCGAAUGUUACUUUUAUGGUCUGCACGCGUAACCCUUGGUAACGGGAUGAGACUUCUUGGACUUGAGCCGCUAGAAAGGAUGUAA